AAUUAUUUGGGGUUCUUGCUCCAUGAGUUCACUAAUCGGGUUCAAAUGCACUUUUAGAAGCAAAAGGAUGAUUUUGAGGAUUAAUUGUAUUGUAAACAGAAUUACGCCAAUUAUCUUAAUUUAAUUUACUUCCGUUGCGGACAGACAUUCAAAGUGUGAAAUUUAUCGCCCGUCGUUAGACGGGCUUAUUCGCUAGUUGUAUAUUUGAAGAAAUGUCUUUUAAAUCAUUAUUUUAAAAAGUUACAUGAACAAAUACAUCAGUUGCAACAUUAUAAAAUAGUGAGCAUACUGGCGUCGCAGAUCUCGCAAAUUGAGCGUUGCAACACAACUUGCGAAGUUUUACGAAAUCUUUGAAUCUUUCACAACCACCGUCAUGAUCGAUGGGGAUGGGUGUUUCUUAAUAAAACGACAUUCAUGGCGCUCAACUGGUAUGAAAAUCAGUGGAGGUGCAAAUGCUUGCAUCGAGCUACACUCUGCGCCCAGCUGUGGCGGGGAAUUCACCCAAUUUCGGCCUGGAUAUUUAGAGCUUGACAACAUAAUGAGCUGGAAUUUGGGCGGCGAAUACAACUAUGCUGGCGUGGCAUUGGCUGUAUCUCGAUGUGGCGCAUUUUGCAAUAAAUCAGUGCCCCUCAUCAGUCCAGAUCAACUUCCAGCAGCCCUGGAAAAAAAUAUGGUCACGUUUUACGACUAUUACGGAUAUUAUGGUCACCCCACCUACGUCAACCUUACCGGUGGCUGCGUCACUUUGGCUAAUAAUGAAGUUAUAAAGUAUUUAUCCAUCCGUACCUACGGCCAAUGCGUGGUCCUCUACGCUUUAGAAGGGUGCAAAGACACGAGGGGAUACCAUGUUUUGCAAAUCGAGGGAAAAUCGAGAGAUUAUUAUGUCCAGAAACUUCUCACCCAAACGAUCCCAUAUUACACGAAAUCUGUCCGGUUAUGCGGAAAAGAGGAGGAGGAAGCCCAAAAUGAAGAUCCAGAUGCAGCCAGUUCUUGCAUGUCUUUAGCGUCUGCUCCCAUUCUCUCGGGAAUAAUAUUGUUAUCAUUUAUUGGAAUGGUUUUAAUUUCUCUGUCAGCUUUGGGAGGAGCUCAAAUUUUUAAAUUCUACCAUUUCCAUCAAGGCAACACAGCAAUGCUAAAUGUGUCCUAUAAAUCUGAGAGACAUAGUGUUUAAAGGGUUGUGAAAGUUGCUGAAGUAGAGAGACAACUUAAGAAUGAGAUUCUUUUAAGGUUUAAGUAGCCAUUUUUAGAUUUUUGUUUCAUGAUAAGUGUUUAUGUAAUGUAUGACUAAUAUUUGGUUUUGAAAUUUACCAUACGCAAUAAACUUUAUAAAAUCUCUUUCGACCUAA
Messenger RNA from Folsomia candida, 1346 nucleotides. RefSeq lists its product as uncharacterized. The coding region runs from base 374 to 1171 and encodes 265 amino acids. Lineage: Eukaryota; Metazoa; Arthropoda; Collembola; Entomobryomorpha; Isotomidae. The transcript is spliced from 2 exons. The record is from RefSeq and is a predicted model, not a curated record.